Messenger RNA from Enterospora canceri, 1107 nucleotides. NCBI's taxonomy places the organism in Eukaryota, Fungi, Microsporidia, Enterocytozoonidae. The record is from the annotation of a GenBank genome assembly.
AUGCCCCAGAAAAUGACCAGUGAAGAACUCAAAACGGAGAUGUUUGGUGCUCCAAUUGAGCCCAACAACAUCCAUCACAACAAUCUCAUUGACAUUCUGAAGCAGACACUCGGCAUUGUCGAAUUCAAGAGCUUCAUUGGCCACCACCCUGUUGCUCUAAACAGAGAGCGCUUGGAUCUCCUGCUCAACGAGGACUAUUUGGUCUGUGAGAAGAGUGAUGGAAUACGUGUCAUGCUCCUGUUAAGUGGUCAAUUCACCUAUCUCUACGAUAGAACGAACAAAUUCCACAUGACUUGCAUAAACACCAGAACCAAAGCCCCAUUUCUCUUUGAUGGUGAAAUGUACCGAACCAAGGACACCUUCGUCUUUGCCAUUUUUGACGUACUGAUUUUUGAUGGGAAAUCUGUGCUAAAAAGGAACCUGAUUGAGAGACUCAGCCUGUGCCAGUCAUUUGCCAACACCUUCCGCUCCUCCCACCGUGAUUCAGCCCUCAUCAAAUUCAAAAUUGUCUUCAAAACAUUCAUCAAAUCUUACGCAUUCAAAUCAAUUCUGGAUGCAAUCAGCUCAUUUGAUCACAAGAAUGAUGGACUGAUCUUCACGCCUGUCAGUGAUCCAUAUGCUCUCUACGCCAUAAGCAGAAUUCUCAAGUGGAAGCCACCUCACCUGAAUACGAUCGAUUUCAAAAUCAGGCCAAUCUUCCCAAAGUUGUUCGGCCUCUUCUGCACAAUCUGCCCAGAGCAGUUUCGACUUUUUGUGAAGGGAGCCAACUGCCCCACUGAAAUUGAAUUGGGCCGCUAUUUUCUGACUGAAGGCGACUUCCAGAAUUCAGGUGAAUCAUUUUCGAAUAUCAGGGAGAGACUGUCUGAUGGAUCAAUUGGUGAAUUUGGAUUUGAUUCAGAAAAAGAGGUUCUUGAGGAAGAUGGCACCUUCAGCAAAGGGGGAUGGGUUCUACAUCGAAUCAGAGAGGACAAGCUCGACCCAAACAACGUCAAAAUUGCAAUUGAGCAGAUCGAGUCGCUUGCGGACGAGGUCGGCGAGGCCGAGCUCGUCGCCAAUGGCCCUGAAAUGCAACGAAACUUCAAAUCCAGGCAGAAUAAAUCACCGUAG